This is a messenger RNA of Prunus armeniaca (apricot), 180 nucleotides long. The record is from the annotation of a GenBank genome assembly. Lineage: Eukaryota; Viridiplantae; Streptophyta; Magnoliopsida; Rosales; Rosaceae.
AUGGAAAUGAAUGACACGGGAAAUAGUGGUAGUGCUGGGGAUAUGUCCGCAGAAAGCACAGCUGAUACUCAUCACGCUGUUAAUGGUUCUCAUAAAAUUGAGGAAAACCGUAAUGGUACUGUAAAUGUGGAUUUGCAGUACCAAGAUGGUGAUGUAGAUAGGAAAUUGGAUCAAAAUUAA